AUGAGCAGUUCGACGUCUUCAGAGCCCCCGUCCUCGUCGGAGCAGCCGGAAGUGCAGAUACUCGGCAGAAACCGGGAAGACAUGAUCGCUGAGUCGGUGAAGAACGGGGAAGACGUCCAGAAGCAGUUUCCGUCGGUAGACUUCAAAGGCGCCGUCAUCGAGCCGAGCGUUAACUUAUCAUUUGACAUCCAGAGGCACGUUGACGAGACAAAUCAGCGCAGAUACAACACCCUCAUGGCGGAGAUGCUCAAUAACACGGCAGAUACGGCGUUUGCGGAAAGGUUGUUGUGGGAAGCGAGGAAAUGUCUCGAAAACUACCCCGAGGUUGUUUCGCAAUUUGACGAUCUCUUCAUCACUAAACGGCCAGUUCCGGUCAUGAUCAGGGAUCUGCAUGAAGUACUCACGACGAAGAAGGAGACGGUGAGGAGGAUGAGUCUGAAGAAUCCCGAACAAGAAAGUCCAGGAGGCACACGAACAUAG
This is a messenger RNA of Colletotrichum karsti, 480 nucleotides long. RefSeq lists its product as uncharacterized. The record is from RefSeq and is a predicted model, not a curated record. The transcript is spliced from 2 exons. The coding region runs from base 1 to 480 and encodes 159 amino acids. Lineage: Eukaryota; Fungi; Ascomycota; Sordariomycetes; Glomerellales; Glomerellaceae.